Messenger RNA from Phanerochaete carnosa HHB-10118-sp, 1388 nucleotides. RefSeq lists its product as uncharacterized. The transcript has a single exon. Lineage: Eukaryota; Fungi; Basidiomycota; Agaricomycetes; Polyporales; Phanerochaetaceae. The record is from RefSeq and is a predicted model, not a curated record. The annotation marks the transcript as partial.
AUGAUUGAGCAUAUGUCUCUGAUAUUCAUGACUCCCCCGACGCUCCCCGUUGAGCUCUGGCUCUGCAUCUUUCGUUGGGCGACGCUCUCGCGCUCUACUCUCUCGAACUGUGUAACUGACUAUAUCCCCUUCCAAGCAGGAGAUCCAGACGGCGUAGAUAGGGAGGCCGUUGCCGUCAAGCGCACGCUCGUGCGCGUGUGCAAGUUAUGGACGGAGCUCACACGAGAUCUACUCUACGAGGAUAUCACCGUCCGGGACGCGCCCGCGGUUCAACGCGCCCUGCAUACCGGCGGAGCUGGCGAGGAGAGAUUCCGGAAAGUCCGUCGGGCCUGCCUCCCCUACUCGAGCUGCACGCCAUACAGCGCCCACAAUAUCGCUGCCGCCGCAGCUUUUCUCCACCGCUGCUCAGAGCUAGAGGUCCUCUGCAGACCCAGCACCAUGCGCGCUGAGGUUAUGAUCUUCGACUAUCCCGCCGCAGAGUGCCCUUCGCUUCGCUCGUUACGCCGUUUAGACUGGUGGCAUAUCAACGAAGCAGCGAGGAGCGGAGGAGUGAAUACCUUGACCGAGGUCAUCCGCGCGGCACCACGUCUUCGUUACCUGUCAUUGGGCGGAGACUUAUGGUUGAACCUCAUGGAGCGACAGCCGCUUGCCCUUCCCCACCUUACUACGCUCCGCAUCAGGCGCAUAAACCUCCUAUUUCUACAGCAAGUCACGCGAUGGAACAUGCCUGCCCUCCGCAACAUUGUCAUCGAUAUCUUCAGCACUCCCCUUCUCCUGGAGCCGCUGUGGGAGACCUACGGCGGGCAGAUCCGCACAGUCGAACUUGGGAAAGGCCUCAAGUUCUAUGUCCUAGACCUCGUCUCGCACGUUGUCGCGCGGUGUCCAGCCAUCGAGGAGCUGGGAUAUUAUCUCUUUUUCACCGCCGCCCCCCAAGUUCCCCAGGAGCCAAAUCGUUCCCUCACCACCCUACGCUGGCAUGCUAGCUCUAACGAGUUCUUCACUGCGGACGGCACAGACUUCUGGCGCCAUCUUGCGGAACAUGUCACCGCGUUUUCUCGGCCAUUCUUCCCAGCAUUGAAGACGAUAGUCCUACAUGGUCGAGAAUGGGACAGUGUCGUUAUGAACGAACGGUUCUUACCGUUUGCCAGGAAGCUCGGGGAGCGGGGAAUGACGAUUGAGAGGUACUUGUGAAUUAUGGAUUUGGCCGUCCUUCUUCUCUUCUACAUUAAAUCAUGCAAUCAUUUCUCUGGUCGCUGUGUUUAUCCUCACUUCGUAUAUUUUAUGUGGUAUUAAUUCGCGUAAUGCGAAUGGGUCGGAUAGAGCGCUAGGGUAUUAGGACGGACGAGAGUGUGGAUAAUCUGCACUAUCAACUUGUGGGUAUGUGAGCA